Lichtheimia ornata is the source of this 2217-nucleotide messenger RNA. RefSeq lists its product as uncharacterized. The record is from RefSeq and is a predicted model, not a curated record. Gene Ontology annotation, cellular component: vacuolar transporter chaperone complex; fungal-type vacuole membrane. The coding region runs from base 1 to 2217 and encodes 738 amino acids. The transcript has 3 exons. NCBI's taxonomy places the organism in Eukaryota, Fungi, Mucoromycota, Mucoromycetes, Mucorales, Lichtheimiaceae.
AUGAAAUUCGGAUCGAAGCUUAAGGAUGCCAUUUGCCCCGAAUGGCGGGAAUACUACAUUGACUACGAUGGGCUCAAGAAACGUCUUCGCAAAGCUGAAAAGGACCGACCCUUUACGGAGAAGGAUGAGACCGAGUUUGUGGAAGACUUGGAUAGCAACUUGGAAAAGAUUUAUGCGUUCCAUCAACAAAAAUUGGAGGAGAUUGAGAGUCGUAUCGAUUCAUGGGCUGAAGUACUUGGAUCACAACCACCUGCAAGUGAAAUGGGUCGUAUUCAAGAGAACAUCAAUCAGAUUGCAGAUGAUGUGAAUCGUUUGGCGCAUUAUUCACGUCUCAAUUAUACCGGGUUCCUCAAGAUCAUCAAGAAGCAUGACCGCCACACCAACUACAUCUUGCGUCCCAUGUUCAUGGUCCGAUUGAACCAAUGUCCUUUCUGGAAACAGGAUGAUGAUCCACUCCUUAUCAAGUUAUCCGAACUCUUUGCUCAGGCACGUCAUGGCGGUGGAAAGGAAACUUCGUACGUUCGACGUCCUUCCAAACCCAAUCUCGAGGAAGAUUUGAAUGUCGACAAUAGCACCAACACCACCACCAGCAGCAAAAAGAGACGUACCAUCAUCAAACGUUUCUUCGUGCAUACGGAUAACAUCAUGGAGCUCAAGACAGCUGUGCUUCGUCAUUUGCCUGUGUUGGUGUAUCGUGAUCAACGUGGUAGUCAAGAAGAUAUCGAUCCACCCAUUUCAUCCUUGUACCUUGAUACGAGUGGUCUUGACCUAUACAAUGCACGUGUUGAGACAGCCGAAGGAUCACAGAUUGUGCGUUUGAGAUGGUAUGGCAGUGCCAAUGACAAGAACACGUACAUCAACCUUGAGCGUCGUACAUGGAAUGAAGCCUAUGGCGAGCAAAAGGAGCAAUUGACGAUGAAGGAAAAGUACAUUGAUGGAUUCCUCAAGGGCGACAAGACGUUCAUUGAAAAGUCGAUCACCAAGAUGAAGAACAAUUUGGGCAAGUCCGAACAAGAUGUGGAGCAAUUUGAAGAGCUUGCAAAGGAUAUUCAGGAACACAUUAUGGAUCAACAUUUGCAACCAGUGCUCCGAACCUAUUAUCGACGUACAGCGUUCCAGAUCCCAGGCGAUAAUCGUGUACGCAUGGCACUUGAUACCGACUUGUGCUUUAUUCGUGAGGAUUCACAGCUAUUCCAAGAUGAUGCUACUGUACGACGACCCAGUGGCUGUUGGCGUCGACCUGAUGUUGAUACUGAAUUUCCAUUCCGUGGAUUGCAAGAGAAUGAGAUCAAUCGAUAUCCUUAUGCAACAUUUGAAAUCAAGCUUGACUUGCCACCAGGCACUCCAGAGCCCGAAUGGAUUAUUGAUUUGGAAGAAAGUGGCAUGUUGGAGGAGGCUGAGAAUUUCAACAAGUUCGUACAUGGUGUCGCCAUGUUGUUUGAUACGCGCGUGGCCUUACUACCUUACUGGUUGGCUCAAAUUGAGGAUGAGGAAUUGUUACAACAUGAGAUGGAAAAGCAAUCUGCACAAGAAUAUGAACAAGACAAAAAAGGCAAGGGUAAAGCAUCCAUUCGCAAUGAAUCGCCACCAUCAUCCUCGUCGGCAGCAGCAGCGGCAGCAGCAGGAUUACCACCACCACCACCUAAUGAACGUACAUCUUUGUUGGGAGGGCAUCGUGGUGGAUCUUAUAUGGGAACCAUGGAUACUUCAGCUAGUGCUCGACGUGAGCAACAGGAGGAGGAAGAGGAAUAUGAGGAUUGGACCAACAAGGUGGCUCGUUUAUGGCAAGACUUGUUUCAACGUGAUUCCAAAAAGAAACGAUAUCCACCUGUGGUCUUGCCUCCUGGUGUCAAGGUGCCCAAAAAGGUGGUCUCGCCUUUACGUGUUGAACCCAAGGUCUUUUUCGCCAAUGAACGUACUUACUUUGCAUGGAUGUCACUUGGCAGUUUGAUGGCUACGUUUUCGAUUGCUUUAUUCAAUGCAGGUGAUGCUGUCGGCAAAGUGAGUGGUAUUGUAUACACCCUUGUUUCCUUGACGACAUUGAUCUAUGGUAUGGGUGUGUAUUAUCGUCGUCGUGAGCUUAUUCGUGCCAAGGCACCUGGUCCUUAUGAUGAUACGACAGGCCCAACAUUGAUUUGCCUUGCCUUGCUCUUUGCCGUUGGUCUCAAUGCCUAUCUCAAAUUUACCAUGCGAUCACCCACUCUCUUGUACUUUUAA